Diplodia corticola is the source of this 711-nucleotide messenger RNA. Its product is annotated as ankyrin repeat protein. Gene Ontology annotation, molecular function: protein binding. The transcript has a single exon. NCBI's taxonomy places the organism in Eukaryota, Fungi, Ascomycota, Dothideomycetes, Botryosphaeriales, Botryosphaeriaceae. The record is from RefSeq and is a predicted model, not a curated record. Bases 1 to 711 code for a protein of 236 amino acids.
AUGGCCCAAGUCUCCAUCGACCGCCUGCUCAACCUCGCCGCCGACGACCCGGCCGCCGUGCUCGCCGCGCUGCCCGCCCACCCGCAGCUCGCCGGCGCCCGCGACGCCCACGGCUACUCGCUGGCCCACGCCGCGUGCUCCUACGGCCACCUCGACCUGCUGCGCGCCCUCGUCCGCACCUACAACGUCUCCCCGGACAUCCGCGACGAGGACCGCGAGACGCCGCUGUUCGCCGCCGAGUCCGUCGACGCCGCCCGCUGCCUGUGCGAGGAGCUGGGCGCCGACGUCGCCGCCCGCAACGACGACGGCCAGACCGCCGAGGAGAAGGUCGACGCCGAGGGCGACUUCCCCCUCGUCGCCGCGUACCUCAGGAGCAGGAUGCCGGGUGCCGGCGGCGGCGGCGGCGGCGGCGACGGCGCCCCGUCGGCCGACGUGGCUGCGUGGCACCAGGACGGCGCGGACGCCUUGACACACCCGCCGCCGUUGCCCGAUGGCAUCAAGGUGAAUGUCGGAACCAUGUCGGCCAGCGAUGUGCCCGAGGAUGUCGUGGAUCCCGAGUUCAGGCGGAAGAUCGAGGAGCUGGCUGCGCGGGAGGACUACCAGAGCGAGGAGGCGCAAGCCGAAUUGCGGCGGUUGGUCGAGGGCGCCAUUGGCGGCAUGAAGUCGGAUGCACAGUCGCAAGACAGGAAUGUCAGGAGAAGAGCGGAGUGA